This is a messenger RNA of Leguminivora glycinivorella, 2607 nucleotides long. Its product is annotated as RNA-binding protein 33-like. The coding region runs from base 1 to 1500 and encodes 499 amino acids. NCBI's taxonomy places the organism in Eukaryota, Metazoa, Arthropoda, Insecta, Lepidoptera, Tortricidae. The record is from RefSeq and is a predicted model, not a curated record. The transcript is spliced from 7 exons.
AUGGCAAAUCUGGAAUUAGAAGACUCCGCCGCAUUGAAAGAAUGCGCCGGCGACGAUAAGCGCGAGGGCCGGCGGCCGCGCGUCAACAUCGCCAUGGCGGCCAUCCUCCGCAAGCAGGAGGAGUCUUGCAAGCAAUCCCUCGCCCAAAUCCCCGUAGGCAGGAAAACUGGCGGCAUACUCGCCCUUAAAGACAAGUCCGGAUACCCACAUUUGGUCGAUAUACCCCCGGAGCCGAAGCCCAAAGAGAAACAGCCAGAGAAAGACCCGAAAGUCAUCCAACCGCCUUCCCAAAAGAAUCAAGGCAAGUGGAACCAGUUUGAGCAGCGCGCCGGACAGAGAAACUACGGAUUGCAAAGCGCCGGCAUCAGCUAUAAUCCUCAAUACAGUCCGCAGGCUAACAUCAGGCUGCCCGUUGUGAAUCCUAAAGAGAUAGAUGUCCGCUCAGCAGCGCUGCAGAAACAAAACGCGCGCGCGGACUCCAGAGACAAAGGGUACAUGAGCAACGACAAACGACAGUUCCUCAAUGACUUGCCUCCUCGCUUCGCCAACCAGCGCUGGGCUCAGGAAGAAGAAAACAAGUUUAGAGAUAACGACUUCGCAGUCCAAAAUGUCCCUCUAGAACCCAGCCUGUUCAACCAGCCUCCGAACUGGCUCGGUAUGCCGCCGCCGAUGCUCCCGUCCCAACUAGCUUCUAUCCAGCCUCCGCUUAUGCCCCAAAUGCCGCAGAUGCCCAGUCAAAGACCGGGACAGAUAGGACAGAUGCCUAUUCCGAAUCAAAUGCAGUAUCCGCCGCCGCCGCUGUCGAAUUUGAUUCCCAACUUCUGGAAGUCUGACUUCCCUCAGACGUCGAGCGGGAAUCUGACGCAGUUCUACCCGAGCACGUUCGGGCAGCUCACGCAGAUACCGCAGACGCGUAAGCCGGACCCGAACUUCGUGAGACCGACCGCUAUAGGUCAGAUGCCUCGGCACAUUUCGCCUCCCGGGUACAACAUGCCGGGUUUCUUCGACCAGUACAAUCCAAUGCAGCAGACCAGGAAUUUCCUGGACGAAGGGUCGUUGCAGACGAACAGGAGUUUCUUGGAGGAGAAGGCUUACCAGCCGCUGGAGAUAGGGCGGCACGGGCCGCUGGAGCUGAGCGGCGGCCUGCCGGGCUACGAGCGCCGCCUGGAGGGGCGCCCCGGAGCGCAGGACGCGCCGGAGGCCCCGAGCCUCGACAUGGCCAUGCCGACGGAGGAACCCAUGCCCAUGGGCCGCGACUCUCCCGCAGAGGACCCCGGGACGUAUUCGCUGUUCAGCGGAGCCCCCGGCGCCGUGUCUUGGGGAAACGUCACGCAGCCGGGUUCCGAUUGGUUCGCCCCACCCUAUGAGCCAUGGCAGCCGUUCUCCCUUCACCCGCCUUUACCCGUGGAUACACCGGCCGCACCAGCCCGCAGCGCCAGGCCGGGAAAAGUCUCCAAGGCCGCCGUGAAGCCUCCUCACCCUUACAUUAGACCCUCCUGAACUUAAUCAAGCAUCGACUGCAAGAAGACUGCGCUCCGAAUGCAUAUCUCGGCAACACUACCCUGCCUUUGACUGUCUAUCCAUGUAUGUGUCUUUCCUUAUUGAGGACCACUCCCCAGCAUAUAGUAAAAUUGUUGUGAUCCUGUUGUAUCUAAUGUGUGAUAAAUGUUUUUUCGAAUGAAACAUUUGUUGUUAAAUUGAUGUUUAAUGUGAAUAUUUAUACUUUAUGAUAUGUAUACGUGUUAAUAUGUAUUCUCAGGGUUUUUGUUAAAACGAGUAAGGUGGAGUAGGAUGAUCAGCGGAAGAAAAUGGAUGUAUUUAUUUAUUAGAUUUUUAUGGACUACUCAAGUGUUCAGUAUAGACUAUCGGUUUUACUUCAUUUGAUUUAUUUACAUUCCAUUAUUUUACUAUAAUAGUUGCACCAGAGAUAUGACUUCGUUUAUGGUUAAAUUAAGUAUUUCGAUUGAAAGGACAAUGUUACCGUCAGAGAAAAACUCAAAUUUUGGAUACUUUUUUAAUUUCAAUACAUUCCUUUCCGUGUAAGUAUAACACAUAAUGCAAUUCCUACUUUUAGUUUUCUGCAGAAUAGCAAACAAUGCUAUUCGUAUUAUAAACAGUACGGUCAGUACGAUAAUUUUUAAAUGAUGCUUUCUAUAAGUUUUUACAGAACACAAAUACUUUCUGGUACGCAUACGCAUUGAAAUAAAAUACCUUAACACCUGGAGCCUAUUUCUCGAAGCUACAAGUGGUAGUCACUAUCUAAUAUGACAUGUUGGAAAGAGUCUUCCACUUGUAACUUUCAGCUUUGAGAAAUGGGCCACUGAUCCUGAUCUAUCAUAAAAAUCACACUGGUCACACGACCGUGACGUCAUUUAACGAAUAUUUUGGGAAAUAAUGUUUUAAUGAGUAGUGCUACCGAUUCUGAUUUGAAAGUCCAGAUUUGUAUGAAUCACAUUUAUCUAGUGUUCAUUUUAGAAAAUACCGUUCUGAAUAGGUAUGUUAAUGUUUUCUUUCGUAACUUAUCUUAUAUUAAUAAGUUAUAUUUGAUACUUCAUAGCCUCCAACAAGUCAACCAAUUUCAUUGAAGUUCGACCGAUUUAUAUUAGA